Molecule: messenger RNA, 422 nt
Organism: Rhagoletis zephyria (snowberry fruit fly)
Lineage: Eukaryota; Metazoa; Arthropoda; Insecta; Diptera; Tephritidae
Source: RefSeq, a predicted model, not a curated record
AUUUCUGGUGUAAGCUAUUUGAUUGCACAUCAUGUCUUCUAUAAGUCAUCCGCAACAUAAGUGUAAUCACGAAGAGAACAGAUUUAAAGUGUGCGCGCCUUGUGGGAGAAAGAUUAAAUUCGGAUCGUCAAAACCUUCAGAAUUUAAUAUAACCGGAAAAUUGGCAUUUGUGGUACAUGUCGUAGGGUUCUCUGUGACCGAGAUAUGGAUAUACCAAAUGCAACGCGGCCUCUUCCAAACAUGCCUAACUAUGAAGAUUCGACAAAAGAAACAAGAACAAGUUCAUGCUCUUGUUAUAUCUGGCUCACUGCUCGGGCAACCAGCCAUCCAAAAGUUAUACAAGGGAGAGCACAUACCUUAAAUGUAUUGAGUGAAAAAAACUCCACCAAUGGGUUGACUGCUUUGUCAGUUGGGUCAGAAUU